CUGAGAAUUGCUUUUGAUUUUUCCACAGCCGGCCACCACCCAUCUCGUCUGAUUUGGGGCCUCGCUGCACUGCAGAGUGAAGGGGGACUACACCUUCCCAACUCCCUGCCACCACCAUGUGCUACGGCAGAUGCGCGGGGUGCAUCGGGCAGUCUCUCUUGUGGCUUGCCAUCUUGUGCAUUGUGGCUAAUAUUUUGCUGUAUUUUCCGAAUGCGGAGACAAUAUAUGCCUCUGAGCAACAUCUCAGCCGAUUCGUGUGGUUUUUCUCUGGCAUUUUCGGAGGAGGCUUGCUGAUGUUGCUGCCUGCAGUAGUCUUCAUGGGAGUGGCUGAUGACAACUGCUGUGGCUGUGGGGGCAACAAAGAAUGUGGCAAGAGCUGUGCGAUGCUUGCUUCUGUACUGGUUGCGAUCACGGGACUUGCUGGAUCUGGCUACUGUGUCAUCGUGUCAGUCCUGGGCUUAGUGGAGGGACCAAUGUGCCGGGAUUCAUCUGGCCAGUGGAGCUAUAUCUUUGCCAAAACCAACGGAAGAUACAUUACAGAUAGCUCCACGUGGUCCCAGUGCCUUGAACCCAAGAACGUUGUGCUUUGGAAUGUCUCUCUGUUUUCAAUCCUCCUGGGACUUGGUGCACUCGAAUUCAUCUUGUGUUUCAUUCAAGUAAUAAAUGGAAUGAUCGGAGGCCUGUUUGGCUGUUGCUGUGCUCACCGUCAACAGCAGGUACAUAUGCAACUGGCAUAGAAUUGAAAACUCAAAAUAAAACCACACAUAUAUGGUCAACUGAUCUAUGACAAAGGAGCGAAGAAUAUACACUGGAACAAGGAAAACCUCUUCAAUAAAUGGUGCUGGGAAAGUGGAUUGCCACAUGCAAAAGAACAAAACUGGACUACUAUCUUAUACCAUGCACAAAAAUCAACUCAAAGUGAAUAAAAGAGUUGGAUGUAAGACCUGAAAUCAUAAAAUAUAUAGAAAAAACCAAAACACUCCAUGACAUAAACUUAAGAAACUCGAAGCAAGGAAAAUUAAGGAGAAUAUAAACAGCUGGGACUAUAUCAAAUUUAAAAUCUUCUGUAGAGGAAGAGUACCCAAAGCAAAGAUACUGAAUGAGGCAUCCAUGAGAGGAAGGAGAGGGCAAGGUGAUGGGGAGGAGUGAAAAUGGAAAAAAAAAAAGAAUAAUGUAAUUAAUGUAAUCAAGUAUGCAUGAUUUUAUAUA
This is a messenger RNA of Talpa occidentalis (Iberian mole), 1209 nucleotides long. RefSeq names its product transmembrane 4 L six family member 1 (gene TM4SF1). NCBI's taxonomy places the organism in Eukaryota, Metazoa, Chordata, Mammalia, Eulipotyphla, Talpidae. Gene Ontology annotation, cellular component: membrane. The record is from RefSeq and is a predicted model, not a curated record. The coding region runs from base 117 to 737 and encodes 206 amino acids. The transcript is spliced from 5 exons.